GCCAGGGGGUGCCUCCGCCCAGGGCCGGACUGAGCCCGUAGGGGGUGAAGCCGCUGAGCUCUCCCGCCCAGGAGACAGCCCCAGCUGGGUAGAGGGCGGGCCGGAUCUGACUGACAGCGAUCGCCGCCAAUCCCCGCGCGGAGAGAUUAACCCUGUGCUGGCCGGGGCGGAACCUUUGUCUGGGGAACCGGCCUCCCAAGUCCCCCUGCGGCCGGGCGGCGAGGUCACAGUGCAUGUGACUGAUGAGGACACGACCCCAGAGGAGAUGGAUGUCCCUGAAGUAUUAUGGGAAUCUCAGAGCACCCAGCUGGAGCCACCGCAGCCCCAUCCCGCAUGGGGAUCCUUGGAGGAGGCGGUACUGAGGAAGUACGAGCUGCCAGGCGCCCCUGGAAAGGAGCCCAGAGUUGGAAGAGAAAUGGGUGCUGGAAUCCUGAGCUGGGCUGAAGAGCAGCCUUGCAAAGAAGGGCCUGAAAUGGUGCUGCCCCCCAGCGUAUCACAGAGUGGCUCAGGAGAGAGCAUUACCCAUAGACCUGAGCAGGGAGGAGCCUGCAAGAGGCAGAAGAAGAUCCCAGCAGGGAAGGAGCCAGGCACCGCAGAGGAACAUGACAGCAGAUUCAGGAAACUAACCCAGCUCUUUGCGCAGGGGAGUCCUCAGACCACAGGGGAUCUUCACCAUGAGCAACAUCAUAGAUGUCGACACUGUGGGGAAAGCUUCAGGGAAAAGCAGGAGCUCAUGGAUCAUGGCAAAGUCCAUGAGCGAGAGAGAUGCUAUCCCUGCGCUGAAUGUGGAAAGAGAUUCAGCUGUCCAGCACAUCUCAAAACCCACCAGAGAAGGCACACACGUGAGAAGCCCUACUCGUGUGGAGAGUGUGGCAAACUCUUUGGCUAUCUCUACACGCUGACUACGCACCAGAGAACUCACACGGGGGAGGGCUUGUUCCCCUGUGACGAGUGCGGGAAAACCUUCACCAGCCCCUCGGACCUCAACAAGCACCAGCGCUCCCACACGGGCGAGCGGCCCUACCCCUGCGCCAAGUGCGGGAAGCGCUUCAAUCGGCUCUCCAACCUGAAGAUGCACCACAGGACUCACACGCAGGAGAGGCCCUAUCCCUGUGUCGAGUGCGGGAGAUGCUUUGGCCACCUCUCCACGCUCGUGAGGCACCGGAGAGCCCACACAGGGCAGAGACCCUUCCCCUGUGCUGAGUGUGGCAAGACCUUCACCACCAGGACAGGGCUGAGCAAGCACCAGAGAAUCCACACAGGCGAGCGGCCCUACCCCUGUGGGGAGUGUGGAAAACGCUUCGGCUACCUCUGCGCUCUGACCACACACCAGCGGCUGCACACGGGGGAGAGACCCUUCUCCUGUGCUGAGUGUGGGAAAACCUUCACCAGCCCUGCAGACCUGACCAAGCACCAGCGCUCCCACAUGGGUGAGCGGCCCUACCCCUGCGCCGAGUGCGGGAAGUGCUUCAGCCAGCUCUCCAACCUGACGAUGCACCACAGGACUCACACACAGGAGAAGCCCUACCCCUGCACCGAGUGCGGGAAGAGCUUC
Chrysemys picta bellii (western painted turtle) is the source of this 1555-nucleotide messenger RNA. The record is from RefSeq and is a predicted model, not a curated record. Lineage: Eukaryota; Metazoa; Chordata; Testudines; Emydidae.